Sugiyamaella lignohabitans is the source of this 1356-nucleotide messenger RNA. It is a transcript of the gene RSM23, whose product is annotated as mitochondrial 37S ribosomal protein RSM23. The transcript has a single exon. Gene Ontology annotation, molecular function: structural constituent of ribosome. Bases 1 to 1356 code for a protein of 451 amino acids. The record is from RefSeq and is a predicted model, not a curated record. Lineage: Eukaryota; Fungi; Ascomycota; Dipodascomycetes; Dipodascales; Trichomonascaceae. Gene Ontology annotation, cellular component: mitochondrial small ribosomal subunit.
AUGCUUCGUUCGUCGCAAGUAGAAUUGAGACGAGCUGUACUGGCUGUGAGCCAUGUGGCUAGAGCCGCUGGUCACGCUGGGGCUGUGCGUGGUUUCCACGUCUCGGCUGCCACUGAAGUGUACAAGAAGAAAGCGACUCACGAUUACAGUGCCAACAAUCUGUUCAAGCGGGGAACUCCUAAGAAGACUGGUGGAUCUAUUCAGAACUUUGUCAAGACUGCUGCGCACUCAAAACUUGCUAAGCUCGCUCCCGAGAUUCCCACAGGUGAACCAGGGUCCAAAAUCAUGACUGCCAACAACAUUGAACCAGCUACUUUAUAUCAGUAUCCCAUGAGGGUCAGACAGCAAUUGUCAACUUUGGGCUCUUUCAAGAGAGACCAGAAAAAUGAACUUUUUAAGGAGAGGACGACUCUUGUCCGUGAGGCAUAUUCUCUGCCUAUUCUAGACCUUAUCAAAAAUGGAACUACUACUGAUUCGUCCCAAAACAGAAUCUGUUUACUAGGCGACAGGGGUGUCGGUAAGUCGUCGUUAAUAGCUCAAGCUCAGGCUUUUGCUCUGUUACGUGACUACGUUGUUAUUUCUGUUCCAAACCCAGAAGUACUUGUGUCAGGUAAGAACGAUGCCCUUUACAAUCCUAGCCAUGGCUUCUUUGCUCAGCCCAUGUAUGUGCGUGAGUGGAUGAAGAAGAUCGCAAAAGCAAACAAGGCUGUUCUUAAAUCAAUUCCUGUUACUCGUGACCUUACCAAGGGAAGCGGUGCUUUCCAAGCUCACACUGCCAAGGCCGCUACUUCUUUAUACAGCUUCUUAUUAGAGGGCCGCCGUAGACGUGAUGCUUUCGUAGUCAUGGACGAGUUCUUUGAAGAACUCUCAUCACAAACCAAGGCCCCUGUUUUAUUCACUUUAGAUGAUGUCAAUGUUUUUACUGACCGGGUGUUCUCUGCCAACCGUGAUACUGACAAUACGCCUAUUUACCAUGGAAAGCUACAGGUCCCUAAGUACUUCCUUGACUUUUUAUCUGGAGCUCGCAAGUUCCAAUCUGGUGUUAUUUUAACAUCUACAUCGGGAAAAUUCCGCUCUAAUGACACUAUUACCUCGGGCUUGGGUCUCCAACAGCCUCUUGCUUAUUCUCACAUUGAACGAUAUGACAACGAGCUAGCUUCCAAAUUCACUGGAGUUAAGCCAUUAGAAGUCCAAAGAUACACUCUCGAAGAGACCAAGGUAGCAUUACAAUUUUUGUCUACCUCGAAGGUCAUUAACAAUGAAGUUACUGACGACUAUGUUAAUGAACAGUACAUUGUGUCGGGCAACGGUAACCCCCGUGACCUGUUACGAAGUGCUGUUGAAGUCAGCUAUUAA